GAGAUGUUUCAGAGCUGGGAUGUGCUUUGGGGUGUCUGCACUGGUGUCCAGAGCUGGACCCCCACACACCUUGGGGAGAUGUUCCAGAGUUGGGAUUUGCUUUGGAGAUGUUCCAGAGUUGGGAUUUGCUUUGGGGUGUCUGCACUGGACCCACACACACUCUGGAGAGAUGUUCCAGAGUUUUGGGAUGUGCUUUGGGCUUUCUGGGUGUCCCCACACACCUUGGGGAGAUGUUCCAGAGUUUUGGGAUGUGCUUUGGAGAUGUUCCAGAGCUGGGACGUGCUUUGGAGAUGUUCCAGAGUUGCUUUGGGAUGUCUGCACUGGACCCACACACCCUGGGGAGAUGUUUCCAGAGUUUUGGGAUGUGCUUUGGCGUGUCUGCAUUGGUGUCCCCACAGACCCCAGGGAGAUGUUCCAGAGUUUUGGGAUUUGCUUUGAGGUGUCUGCACUGGACCCACACACACCCUGGGGAGAUGUUUCCAGAGUUUUGGGAUGUGCUUUGGAGAUGUUCCAGAGUUGGGAUUUGCUUUGGGGUGUCUGCACUGGUGUCCACACACACCUUGGGGAGAUGUUCCAGAGUUUUGGGAUGUGCUUUGGGCUGUCUGCUUUGGUGUCCACAGAGCUGGGACAUGUUUUGGAGAUGUUCCAGAGUUUUGGGAUGUGCUUUGAGGUUUCUGAACUGGUGUCCACACACACCCUAGGGAGAUGUUUCCAGAGUUUUGGGAUUUGCUUUGGCCUGUCUGCUUUGGUGUCCACACACACCCUGGGGAGAUGUUCCAGAGCUGGGAUGUGUUUUGGAGGUGUUCCAGAGUUUUGGGAUGUGCUUUGGGCUGUCUGGGUGUCCACACACACCCUGGGGAGAUGUUUCCAGAGUUUUGGGAUGUGCUUUGAGGUGUCUGCACUGGUGUCCACACACACCCUGGGGAGAUGUUCCAGAGUUUUGGGAUGUGCUUUGGGCUGUCUGGGUGUCCAUAGACACCCCAGGGAGAUGUUCCAGAGCUGGGAUUUGCUCUGGGCUGCCUGCACUGGACCCACACACACCCUGGAGAGAUGUUCCACAGUUUUGGGAUGUGCUUUGGGGUAUCAGCUGGACCCCCACACACCCCGGGGAGAUGUUCCAGAGUUUUGGGAUGUGCUUUGGGCUGUCUGGGUGUCCCCAAACACCCUGGGGAGAUGUUCCAGAGCUGGGAUUUGCUUUGAGGUGUCUGCACUGGUGUCCCCACAGACCCCAGGAAGAUGUUCCAGAGUUUUGGGAUGUGCUUUGGGCUUUCUGGGUGUCCACACAAAGCCUGGGGAGAUGUUCUAGAGCUGGGACGUGUUUUGGAGGUGUUCCAGAGUUUUGGGAUGUGCUUUGGGCUGUCUGGGUGUCCCCCCACACCUUGGGGAGAUGUUCCAGAGUUUUGGGAUGUGCUUUGGACUGUCUGGGUGUCCACAGACAGCCUGGGGAGAUGUUCCAGAGCUGGGAUGUGUUUUGGAGGUGUUCCAGAGUUUUGGGAUGUGCUUUGAGAUGUGGGGAGUCUCCAGGACCUGCUGGACUGGCUGGAGUUGUCUCAGGGCAGGUUGAGGUUGGAUAUUUGGGAAAAUCCAUCUUUCCCCAGAGGGUGGUGAAGCUCUGAGGAAGCUCCUCAGGGAAUUAUCCCAUUCCCAAAGCUGCUGGAGCUCCAGGAGAAUUUGGACAACAUUCCCAGGCACGAGCUGGGAUUUUUGGGGUAUCUGUGGAUCCUUUUCCACUCUGACCAUUCCACAAUUUUAUUUUAGGCAGGUCAUGAAGGAGGCGUUGGCAGGAGAGGAGCAGAGCUGCCAAAGCUUCCCCAUGCCUGAAUUUUAUUUAAAAAUAAAAAUCCUCUCCCACAACCUCAUCCUGGAGCACUUUUGGGGGGUGACAACAGCUCAGGACAUCAGGUUUGGGGUGGCUUUGGGGCCACCAAACCCUUUUUUUUGUCAUUUGGGCAGGGAGAUCCUUAAAAACAGAAUUGUCAAAAAAAAAAAAAAAGCAGGGAGCUCGUUCCCUUGGCAACAGUCAUGUUGGAAUUGGCCUUAGGGUAGGAGCUAAAAACCCACUCAAAAAUCGGAAUUUUCAGCUCCUGAGAGGAGGAGGGUGCUGGCACCGGGGUCACCCCCUGCGCCCCCAAGUUUUGGGGGAAUUUUCUCCUUUUUUUUGUGUGUGACAAGCUUGGGGGAUUUGGGGUGGUUCAGAAUUUUGGGUUUUUUUUUUUCCUGUGUUCUGCCCCCCCCCUCAGAGAUCAGGGUGUGAGCAGCUGGUUUGUGGCUCCCUGGAGUCAGGGAAUGCUGAUUUACAGGGAAAUCCUCUGGAAUUUGGGGUUUGGGGUGGGAAUAUUUCAUGUGGGAAGUGUCCUCUGGCUUUUCCCCUUCCCAGGAAUGUUCAUUUACAGGGAAUUCCUCUGGAAUUUGGGGUUUGGGGUGAGGAUAUUUUGUGUGAGAAGCAUCCUCUGGCUUUUCCCAUUCCCAGAAAUGCUCAUUUAUAGGGAAUUCUUCUGGAAUUUGGGGUUUAGGCUGAGAAUAUUUCAUGUGAGAAGCAUCCUCUGGCUUUUCCCCUUUCCAGAAAUGCUCAUUUACAGGGAAUUCCUCUGGAAUUUGGGGUUUGGGGUGGGAAUAUUUCAUGUGGGAAGCAUCCUCUUGCUGUUCCCCUUCCCAGGAAUGUUCAUUUACAGGGAAUUCCUCUGGAAUUUGGGAUUUAGGGUGAGAAUAUUUAAUUUGGGAAGGUGUGAAGCCCUUGGAAUCAGGGAAUGCUCAUUUAAAAUUGGGAAUUUGGGAUUUAGGGUGAUAAUAUUCAUGUGGGAAGCGUCCUCUUGCUGUUCCCCUUCCCAGGAAUGUUCAUUUAUAGGGAAUUCCUGUGGAAUUUGGGAUUUAGGAUGAGAAUAUUUCAUGUGAGAAGCGUCCUCUGGCUUUUCCCCUUCCCAGGAAUGUUCAUUUACAGGGAAUUCCUCUGGAAUUUGGGGUUUGGGGUGAGGAUAUUUCAUGUGGGAAAGUGUGAGGCCCCUGGAAUCAGGGAAUGCUCAUUUAAAAUUGGGAAUUUGGGAUUUAGGGUGAUAAUAUUCAUGUGGGAAGCGUCCUCUUGCUGUUCCCCUUCCCAGAAAUGCUCAUUUACAGGGAAUUCCUCUGGAAUUUGGGAUUUAGGGUGAGAAUAUUUCAUUUGGGAAGGUGUCAGACCCCUGGAAUCAGGGAAUGCUCAUUUAAAAUUGGGAAUUUGUGAUUUAGGGUGGUAAUAUUUCAUGUGAGAAGCAUCCUCUGGCUUUUCCCCUUCCCAGAAAUGCUCAUUUAUAGGGAAUUCCUCUGGAAUUUGGGAUUUAGGGUGAAGAUAUUUCAUGUGAGAAGCGUCCUCUUGCUGUUUCCCUUCCCAGAAAUGCUGAUUUACAGGGAAUUCUUCUGGACUUUGGGAUUUAGGCUGAGAAUAUUUCAUGUGAGAAGCGUCCUCUGGCUUUUCCCUUUCCCAGGAAUGCUCAUUUACAGGGAAUUCCUCUGGAAUUUGGGAUUUAGGGUGAGAAUAUUUAAUUUGGGAAGGUGUGAAGCCCCUGGAAUCAGGGAAUUCUCAUUUACAAUUUGGAAUUUGGGGUUUGGGGUGAGGACAUUUCAUGUGGGAAGGUGUCAGGCUCCUGGAAUCAGGGAAUGCUCAUUUAAAAUUGGGAAUUUGGGAUUUAGGGUGAUAAUAUUCAUGUGGGAAGCGUCCUCUUGCUGUUUUCAUUCCCAGAAAUGCUCAUUUACAGGGAAUUCCUCUGGAAUUUGGGGUUUAGGCUGAGAAUAUUUUAUGUAGGAAGGUGUCAGGCCCCUGGAAUCAGGGAAUGCUGAUUUACAGGGAAUUCCUCUGGAAUUUGGGGUUUGGGGCGAGAAGCUUCAUCCUCUUGCUGUUCCCCUUCCCAGGAAUGUUCAUUUACAGGGAAUUCCUCUGGAAUUUGGGAUUUGGGGCGAGAAGUUUCAUCCUCUGGCUGUUCCCCUUCCCAGAAAUGCUGAUUUACAGAGAAUUCUUCUGGAAUUUGGGAUUUAGGAUGAGAAUAUUUCAUGUGGGAAGGUGUGAGGCCCCUGGAAUCAGGGAAUGCUCAUUUAAAAUCGGAAAUUUGGGAUUUAGGGUGAUAAUAUUCAUGUGGGAAGCUGCAUCCUCUUGCUGUUCCCCUUCCCAGAAAUGCUCAUUUACAGGGAAUUCCUCUGGAAUUUGGGGUUUGGGGUGAGAAUAUUUCAUUUGGAAGGUCACAGGGAGGGGGAUCCCACCCUGCUGGAACAUCUGGAUCCCCCCUGAACCUCUGGAUCUCCCAUCCCCCCUGCCCCUGGCAGAGCCAAGCACCCUCAGGGCUGCAUAUUCCUGAAUAUUCCUCAAAUAUUUCCCACUUUUAGGGAAUAUUUUCCCUUCCUGUGCCAGUGUGGGAGGGAGGGAGUGGCUGUGGGGGCUGGAGGUGCAAAAGGUGGGAGCUGCCAGUAGGAAAUUGAGGCACCAGUGGAGUUUUUGGGUGGAUUUAUCCCCGUUAGGAGAACAGAAACUCCCAAAAUUCUGCAUUUCCUGCGUCCUGCCCGUACCUCACACACACAGGGAUGAUUUUUGGAGUCCUAAACACUGAAAAUUUCAAUUUUCUGACCCCAAAGAGAACACAGCAUUUAAUUAAAUCCACUUGGAGCCUUGUCCUGGAUCAGUUGGAUCCUUCCCACUCCACUUUUCACUCCGAGGCUGCUCCAGCAUCUUCUCCCUGCCUGGAUCUGCAUUUUUGGGGAUAUUUGGGUGUCACUGGAUUGAGGAAGGAACCAACCUUGGAAUUGUAGGAGUUCCUAGAGGGAUGAGAUGUCACAGCACCCAAAAAAAGGAGCAGGUUUCCCUCUCCUGGGAAAUCUGGAAGCUGCUCAUCUGCCUGGAAAUUUGAGUUCUGGGUGUUCCAGAUUGUGGAUUCACACCCUGCAAAAAAAAAUAAAAUAAAAAUUAAAAAAAGGAUGUGCACAGCAGAUGUCGGAGGUUUCCCGAUCCGUGAGUUUAAAAUUCCCACCGAUUCCUGCAGGGAAAAGUGGGGAUGGAGCUGAGGAGGGAAUUCCUGGGACAUAAAAAGAAAAAGGAGCUUUGGAAAAACAUCUGUGCCCAAAGGGAUGAAUUGGAGCUUUGUGAUGCUGAAAGAAGGAGGGAAAUGAGUUUUUUUUUUGGGA
Taeniopygia guttata (zebra finch) is the source of this 5139-nucleotide messenger RNA. Lineage: Eukaryota; Metazoa; Chordata; Aves; Passeriformes; Estrildidae. The record is from RefSeq and is a predicted model, not a curated record.